AUGAGAACCCUAUGUCGAAGUGCGGCUUUUCUACUCUUGAUUGUUGCUAGCGUUUUCGCCGCUGAGGAAGGUGUUAUUGCCGAAGCAGGCAAGAAGACCCAGGAUGUCGUCGACACCGCUGGAGAAAAAAUUUCCAGCGCCGCGGAGAAGAUCAAGAAUGCAGCUGUAGAGGGCUGGAAUAAGGGAACCGGAGCUGCUGAGGAGACCUUCAAUGCUGCCGGAGAAAAGAUUGAGCAGGGCAAG
Cylicostephanus goldi is the source of this 243-nucleotide messenger RNA. The record is from the annotation of a GenBank genome assembly. NCBI's taxonomy places the organism in Eukaryota, Metazoa, Nematoda, Chromadorea, Rhabditida, Strongylidae.